CUAAGUCGCCAGCCGAAAGAACCAAAGCGAGCGCACAAUUUUUCCUCGCGAGUAGAGCACCGAGUCUGCCCAGUCUGGACGGUUUGCAAGUUCUACUUCCUUCGUGCGUGGAUUUACCGGGAAACAACAGAAAGCAGAUUCGGGGCUUGCGUUAGCACUUGCGAAAAGAAGGCUAAACACCAGGAAGAAAAAUCGUCCUCGCCGUCUUGUGUCGUCGUCGUCGUCCCCCCACCAGUUUUCCAGUUCGCCUCCGUUGAGUGACAGAACAGUGUCAGUGUAUUGGUGUGUAUGUGCGCGCGUAUGUUCGUGUGUGUGUGACAGCAAGGAUCCGUCGCCUACUUCGCCGGUAUUUCGCCGUCUGUGUGUGUGUGAGAGAGAAAGAAAGAGGGAGAUAGUUUUGGAGCACAGAAAGUGUGCUCUACUUGUGACGUGUGAUUGUGUGGCGCUGCACAUCCUUGGCUGGGUCACAUCGGUCUGUUCGUCCUGUGACGCAAAAGCGAACUGUGUGUUGUGUUGUGUUGUGGCCCUAACGGUACACACGUGCUGCUCGCGAGUGUGCUCCAUUGUGUGCGGUGUGUCAAUAUCCUUUUCCUGCUAGUGCGUUCAAGUCAAGUUUGUCUGAGCUUGUGCAAAAAGUGUCCAACCAAAAAAAGCCGACGUGUGCGCGUGCCCUUUUCAGUGUGUAAGUGAGUGCAGCUGCUGCCGGUACGAGUAACACGGGAAUUAUAGCAUCCCUGCCUCUUCCGAAUACCAUCUCAACUGCUCCAGCCCAACAAACUACCCGGUGGGGUAAUUUCGGCCUAAGCAGUGUUCAAUACGUACGCAACCCAUCCAUCCGGCGCUAGCAUUACCAUGGCCUUCCUCCGUACGGUUUCGCGCUGUAACAGCCUGGUGCCCCGCAAGGUGUCCUCCCCGUCGUCGACCGGCACGAACGGAUGCUUGUUGCACUCGCGGUCGGAGCAGUUCCUGCGACAGUACGGUAUUCAUGCGGCCAGCAACCACCGCGCCCAGCUGUCGAGUGCUUUGCUGGCGGCGCUCAACCACCGGCUAACCCUGGAAGGACACCCGUCGCUCGACGGAACGCGUCGCUGGCGGUCCACUACGGUGGCUGCUCCCUCGCCCGUCAGCACCGGUGCCCGCCAGCGCCAGCAGCAGGACAACAAUCCCUCCACCCCGCAGCGCGAUCCGCUGGACGUCAGCUUCAACGAUCCGCAUGCGGCCUUCAAGAGCAAAACCACCUUCGAGCUGAUACGGGCGUACUUCGUGUACGUGCUGUGCUCGUCCGAGUUUUUGGUGGAAAACAAUAUGAAGCUGAUGAAAGUCGCGCAAACCAUUCUCGGCGAAAAGCUCUUUACGCUGCUGAUGAAGUAUACAUUCUAUGGCCAUUUUGUGGCCGGUGAAGAUCAGCAAAAAAUUGUCCCAACACUGGAAAGAUUGCGUUCGUUCGGUGUCAAACCGAUUCUUGACUAUUCGGUAGAGGAAGAUCUGUCCCAGGAAGAGGCAGAAAAGCGCGAAGUUGAAGCUUCCGUGUCGUCCGCGGGAACCAACCUGUCGGAGGACAGUGCUGACUCGCUGCCACAGUACAGCGUCGAUAAAACGUUCGCUGAUCGGCGAUACAAGGUGCAGAGUGCCAGGACGUACUUCUACCUUAAUGAAGCCACCUGCGAACGCAACAUGGAAACUUUCCUCGAGUGUCUCGACGCGGUCAAAGGCGCCACAUUCGGUACUGGUAUUACUGCUAUUAAACUGACUGCCCUCGGUAGACCACAGCUGCUACUUCAAGUGUCGGAAGUAAUCAUGCAGGCUCGCCGCUAUAUGAUGGAUUUGGCCGGAAGUACCGGGAACAUUUUAACGCAUCACAAAACCAUUCAAGAUCUCGAACGCUAUCUCGGCAACGUUUCCGAUAAGGCGGAGGUAAAGCAGUUUUUGGAGAAGGUGACAUCCGACAAAGACGGCAUUCUGCAUCUGUUCCCGUGGACCGGUAUUAUUAACGAGGACUGUCAGCUGAGUGAAACCUUCCGCGUGCCGGACCCGGUGACCGGUCAAAUGCGUCGCUUGAUCUCAAAGAUUCCACCCAAAGAAGAGGAGAUGUUCCGUAACAUGAUCAGACGAUUGAAUACUAUUGUUAAGACUGCCCAAGACCUUGACGUUCGUAUUAUGAUUGACGCCGAGCAAACCUACUUCCAACCAGCCAUCUCACGAAUCACACUCGAAAUGAUGCGAAAGUAUAACACCGAAAAGGCCAUAGUGUUCAACACCUACCAGUGUUAUCUGAAGGACACGUACAAAGAGGUGUGCACGGAUCUGGAGCAAGCCAAGCGUCAAAACUUCUAUUUCGGCGCGAAGCUUGUGCGCGGAGCGUACAUCGAGCAAGAGCGUGCCCGCGCCGCCGCACUGGGCUAUGAGGAUCCAACUAAUCCCUCCUUCGAAGCAACUACCGAAAUGUACCACAAGACGUUGACUGAGUGUUUGAGACGCAUCAGGAUUCUCAAAGAUGCAAACAUCGAUCCGAAGAAGAUUGCCAUCAUGGUUGCAUCGCACAACGAGGAUACGGUUCGGUUUGCCAUUGAGAAGAUGCAGGAGAUUGGCAUCCAUCCGGAAGAUAAAGUGAUUUGCUUCGGUCAAUUAUUGGGCAUGUGUGAUUACAUCACGUUCCCGCUCGGUCAAGCCGGUUACUCGGCCUACAAAUACAUCCCGUACGGUCCAGUCAACGAAGUCCUGCCGUACCUUUCGCGACGAGCGCAGGAAAACAAGGGCGUGCUGCAAAAGAUCAAGAAGGAGAAGCGCCUGCUGCUGUCGGAGAUCACCAAACGGCUAGCCAAGGGGCAACUGUUUUACAAACCGAAGGGCAAAUACGUUCCUAUCUAAGCAGGUGCGUGUGUUGCAUGCUUUCGCCAUGGUGGCGGAUGGAGCCGACAGUAGUAGCACUCUGCCGCAAGGCAGCACACCUACACACGACGCGCGAAUAAGGCUCGGUUAGCGGUAGCAGCAGAAUUGAAUUUAAUAACCCUCUGAACCUCCUCACAUCCCCUUUUCUCACGUGAAUAGUUAUUCGUGUUUUUUUAUAAUAAUUGCGAGCAUCUUUUAACAACAUCCCUUACGUAAAAGGAAAAUAAUAGAAAAGAUGCAAACACACACACACGCGCGCGCAGAUACAUACAAGGGUGAUGUUUUAUACUGGCAAAGUAUUCGCCCGUACUAGUUAUGGCAACCGUACGAACCGUAACCAAAAUCAUCCGAUCCCCGCCGACAAUGUGAUUUUUAAACCGUUUGACACGGAACAGCGGUGUAAGAUGUUUACGUUUACGUUUCUCGUUAUUUUUUUGUUUUUCUUCGCUUCAGCUACUUUCCCCACAACACUUGACCGAUGUGCGUCGUUAGAUCGUGCACGUCGUGAUUUCGGUUCAAUGUACAAUGUGCUCUCAAAAAUGUGUGUGUGUAUAGCUUUGUUUGUUUGAAUGACGAACCCAGUAAUGUUUGUCCGAAAUUGACCACGUGAUAUUUUUUAUCUUUCCUUGCUUUAUGUUUGGGGAAAGACUUUUGCCGAUAUGUGUAUUGGCCCUUCCUGAGUCUGGUACAGUUUAUGAUAUUGAAUCUGCCGUACACAGCGUAACUUUGGUUCAGUUGAGCUACCGAACGGUCCUCACUUUAGCAUACCUAUUUUAAUAUCUAAAACGUAGUAGUUUCAAACGCUGCACCAUAAUGGCGGGUGGAGAUGGACGCGCUCAAUUGUUCGAUUUACUCCGACAUAUUUCUUGCCAAAAAAAAAACGCUUCCUUGUUACUUUCCGUAACAAUUUGCUCAUGUUCAGUGCUGCGACAUCUUACCGUGAGCGUGUGUGUGCGUGUGUAUGUGAGGACCGUUUUUGCGGCUGGACUGGCUUCUUCAGGACGUAAUGCUCCGGUGAAGGCAUGACCCGGCUCGGAUGAUCCCUGUGUAUUCUGGUGAACAUCAUCAUUGAAUGUUAGUAUUAUAUGCUUAUUAUGUGAAGACAGGAAAGACAAGAACGCGCAACGGUAGGCAAAUUUUAGAUACUCUAGAAUCCAGUGAUGGUUACAGAGAAAACCAGCAACGCAAACACUCACAUUUACAACCACCAAACCAAACGAACAUGCACACACAUACACACUUUGAAAAGUGCUGACAAUAAACUGAGUAUAACAAAUUCAACUAAAUGUGAAGCAAAAGCAUUCGCCAGAGUAAGCUGAGUGAAAGAUGUGCGCUUCGCCCAAACGCAUGUUCAACUGGCGAAAGAACACCCUCCCCUCCCAGGUAGUGGGUGUGUGUGUGCGUGUGUAUGUUGUAUGUGAUUGAACCAGUCAACGGCGUUUUAUCGAGAAAUAAAAUCGACCUCCUCUCUGGUGGAGUUGGCAAAAUAAUAGAGCAAAAUGUUAGGCGAGAAUUGUAAUCAUAUUUAAAUGUGUGAAUCAAACCACUAUUACAACAACAACAAAACAUACCAAACAACAAACACGAAACGAAUGCGAUACAAAUAUUUCACAACAUGUUCUAAGUAAAUGUUUGCAUGUUCCAAUAUGUUCCGUCUAUACCGAGGGAACUGAAACCGAUAAGAGGAAAACAAAACAAAACAAUUAUGGUAAUUACCGAUGCUAGUGAUGAAUAUUAUUAAAAGGAAAAGAUAACAAAGAACAAAAAUGGAUCUGAAUAAUGAAUAAGACAUACUAUCGAGAACCUAUGCUAAAUGUGCACACAGCAGCAGCAGGAGCAGCAGGAGCAGCAACAGACACAAGGAGAGAAGGAAGGAUUGGGAUGUUAAUGUUCUCACGUAUUUGAAUGUGUUUGUAAGUUUUGAAAAAAAAAACAAAAACUGGCAAAUGGGAAUAUUGUAUCGUGUGUAUUAGUCCGACGAACAUGGGAGUUAAACACCCACAAACGUCGCAAACGUCGUUGUCUCUCGGAUCGUUGAUACUCAAUUUCGAAAAUCGAAGGAAAAAAACCCCACCCUUCCCAAAAGGGACGCCUGGGUGUAACUGGCAAAUGUGCUGUUAAUUAAUUGCAAACCUCUCUGAUCGUACGAUGUGUAAAAAUUCUGAGACAAACAAUAAAUAUACUGAAUCAGAA
Messenger RNA from Anopheles merus, 5082 nucleotides. RefSeq names its product proline dehydrogenase 1, mitochondrial (gene slgA). Gene Ontology annotation, cellular component: mitochondrion. Lineage: Eukaryota; Metazoa; Arthropoda; Insecta; Diptera; Culicidae. The record is from RefSeq and is a predicted model, not a curated record. Gene Ontology annotation, molecular function: FAD binding; proline dehydrogenase activity. The transcript is spliced from 12 exons. Bases 853 to 2868 code for a protein of 671 amino acids.